Molecule: messenger RNA, 1437 nt
Organism: Coregonus clupeaformis (lake whitefish)
Lineage: Eukaryota; Metazoa; Chordata; Actinopteri; Salmoniformes; Salmonidae
Product: protein Ycf2-like
Exons: 3
Coding region: 1-1437 (478 amino acids)
Source: RefSeq, a predicted model, not a curated record
AUGGUGCAUGAGGAGAGCAGAGGAGAGAAAGAGGGACAUAUGGUUCAGAAAAGGAGAGGAGGGAAUGUAGAGGGUAAAGAGGUUGUAGAGGGUAAAGAGGAUGUAGAGGGUAAAGAGGUUGUAGAGGAUGUAGAGGGUAAAGAGGAUGUAGAGGGUAAAGAGGAUGUAGAGGGUAAAGAGGAUGUGGAGGGUAAAGAGGAUGUGGAGGGUAAAGAGGAUGUAGAGGGUAAAGAGGAUGAAGAGGGUAAAGAGGAUGUAGAGGGUAAAGAGGAUGUAGAGGGUAAAGAGGAUGUAGAGGGUAAAGAGGAUGUAGAGGAUGUAGAGGGUAAAGAGGUUGUAGAGGAUGUAGAGGGUAAAGAGGAUGUAGAGGGUAAAGAGAAUGUGGAGGGAAAAGAGGAUGUAGAGGGUAAAGAGGAUGUAGAGGGUAAAGAGGAUGUAGAGGGUAAAGAGGAUGUAGAGGGUAAAGAGGAUGUAGAGGGUAAAGAGGAUGUAGAGGGUAAAGAGGAUGUAGAGGGUAAAGAGGAUGUAGAGGGUAAAGAGGAUGUAGAGGGUAAAGAGGAUGUAGAGGGUAAAGAGGAUGUAGAGGGUAAAGAGGAUGUAGAGGAUGUAGAGGGUAAAGAGGAUGUAGAGGGAAAAGAGGAUGUAGAGGGUAAAGAGGAUGUAGAGGAUGUAGAGGGUAAAGAGGAUGUAGAGGGUAAAGAGGAUGUAGAGGAUGUAGAGGGUAAAGAGGAUGUAGAGGAUGUAGAGGAUGUAGAGGAUAAAGAGGAUGUAGAGGGUAAAGAGGAUGUAGAGGAUGUAGAGGAGGGUAAAGAGGAUGUAGAAGGUAAAGAGGAUGUAGAGGGUAAAGAGGAUGUAGAAGGUAAAGAGGAUGUAGAGGAUGUAGAGGGUAAAGAGGAUGUAGAGGGUAAAGAGGAUGUAGAGAGUAAAGAGGAUGUAGAGGGUAAAGAGGAUGUAGAGGAUAAAGGGGAUGUAGAGGGUAAAGAGGAUGUAGAGGGUAAAGAUGAUGUAGAGGGUAAAGAGGCUGUAGAGGAUAAAGAGGAUGUAGAGAGUAAAGAGGAUGUAGAGGGUAAAGAGGAUGUAGAGGAUAAAGGGGAUGUAGAGGGUAAAGAGGAUGUAGAGGGUAAAGAUGAUGUAGAGGGUAAAGAGGCUGUAGAGGAUAAAGAGGAUGUAGAGAGUAAAGAGGAUGUGGAGGGUAAAGAGGAUGUAGAGGUUGAAGAGGAUGUAGAGGAUAAAGAGGAUGUAGAGGGUAAAGAGGAUGUAGAGGGUAAAGAGGAUGUAGAGGGUAAAGAGGAUGUAGAGGGUAAAGAGGAUGUAGAGGAUAAAGAGGAUGUAGAGGGUAAAGAGGCUGAAGAGGGUAAAGAGGAUGUAGAGGGAAAAGAGGAUCAGUUAUAUAAAGAGAUAAAGAGGCUAAAGAGAAAACAUUAUAUGAAGAGAUAG